Messenger RNA from Aspergillus vadensis CBS 113365, 387 nucleotides. RefSeq lists its product as uncharacterized. Gene Ontology annotation, molecular function: guanyl-nucleotide exchange factor activity; G-protein alpha-subunit binding. The annotation marks the transcript as partial. Lineage: Eukaryota; Fungi; Ascomycota; Eurotiomycetes; Eurotiales; Aspergillaceae. The transcript has 3 exons. Gene Ontology annotation, biological process: G protein-coupled receptor signaling pathway. The record is from RefSeq and is a predicted model, not a curated record. Gene Ontology annotation, cellular component: cytoplasm.
CGGCUCUUGAAGCAUUCCACCUCAAUAAGUGUCGAUCCACCGAGUCUCCUCAUCCAGCGACUUCUGUUUGAGUUAUCAGAUAAUGGCGAAGAGCAACUGGUUCGCAACGCCGGCUAUGGAUAUGCGUCUGGCUUCUUGUACUCUACUGGGAAGCAGCUAAUGACAAAUACCCCUGCACGGAACCAUGAACGUGAAGUCAAUCCUCUUACUAGUCAAAGAAGAGACAUGGAAACGCAGUCAGACCUCCCGGAAAUGACAACGGAAGAAAAGGAACGUGAGGCAGAAAGGUUAUUUGUGCUAUCCGAACAGUUCCAUGAAAACGGCGUCAUGCAAGUCGAGAAUCCGGUUGCCGUGGCUAUACGUGGAGACAGACUCGAAGAUAUUUGA